GUUGCUCUGGUGAAUCUGCGCGCGAGAGAUGCUACUGCUGCUGCUGCUGCUGUUCCCUUAGAAGGACACCAUGAGAAAUCACAGGCAGAAUCGCGACGAGUUACUCAGUAUUUCAGCUUUGUACGGAGGAUGACUUUUACAUAAUAUUAAGAUGGAAUACUGACACUCUUGCAGCAUUUACUGGUAUUUAAAUAACGCAAAAGAGAUGAGUAUAAUUACUUUAUCUUUGCUCCUGUGUGCUGACCUACUGGAUUUCGUUAUAGGUUAUUUAACAGUCACCAUUGAGCCUCUCCCUCCUGUGGUUAUGGGGGACACAGUGACUUUGAAGUGCAAUUUCAGGACCGAUGGCAACUUACGAGAGAUUGUGUGGUUUCGGGUGACAGAAGGUGGAACAUCAAAACAGAAAAUUUUCACCUACGACGCCAUGUACAACACCAAUUUUUCUCACAUGGAGGACUUCCGCAGACGAGAGGACCUUGUUUACCAGUCAACUGUCAGGCUCCCUGAGGUCCAGAUGGAAGAUGAUGGACCAUAUGAAUGCCACGUGGGGAUCUAUGACAGGGUAUCUAGAGAGAAGGUGGUCUUGGCAUCUGGGAGUAUCACUCUUAAUGUCAUGUCUCCACCAAAAUCAAUAUCUGUUGAGGCAGCAAAUCAGCCAGCUCGAUUCAGUCGCUAUGAGGCUCAAAAUUUCACGCUUGUUUGCAUUGUAACUGGAGGAAAACCUGCCCCGGUGGUGUACUUCAAGAGGGAUGGAGAACUUAUAGAAGUCCAUCCUUUCACGUCUACUGAGAAAGUGGAAAACAGAGGCUUGCUCGCUGCCCUAGAUAACCAGCCGCUUCUAAGUCGAGAACUGGAUGAUACAAAAGUGCAGAAGUCUCUUUCUUUCCUGGGCCCUCACAGCGAGCCGGUGCGUCUGGAUAAGGACCGGCCCCAGCGCAGUUACACAUCUGGAGCCCCUGGUCAAGAGGAAGCCAGUCCCACCACAGAGGUCAUCCCAGAGACUGUGAUCAGCCGAGAGUUUCCCCGCUGGGUGCUGAGCUCAAGCCCGAUGUAUUACUUCAACCAUACGCAGUCUGAGCUUCAUGACGGUACUUUGGAGGUCCAAGCCAUGCUGACAUGGCACUUGAACCCACAGCUGGACAAUGAGGCUCUGUUCACCUGUGAAGUCAAGCACCCUGCUCUUUCCAUGCCCAUGAAGGCAGAGGUUACACUCUCUGCUCCAAAAGGCCCGAAACUCUCUGUGGCACCAAGCAGAGCAAAAGUGGGAGACACGGUUCGCAUCAAAGUGGAGGGAUUCCAAAUGGGGCCCAAAGCGAAUAAAGUGUUUCCAGAGCCUCUUUUCACAUGGACACGUGUGGGAGGACCUCUGCUGGAUGGAAGUGAAGAGAGAUUUGGGAAAGUACUGGUUCUGGAGAGAGUCCCAGCUGAGCUCAACGGAUCCAUGUAUCGCUGCACGGUCCAAAACCCAUUGGGAUCUACCAACACUCACACCUGCCUCAUAGUAUUUGAAAAUCCCAGGAUCAAGAAGGAGACUAAACAACUGAAGUUUGGCAAUUCUGCUGGAGACAUGCUUGGGCCCUCACUGAUGUUGCUGCUGUUGUCAUUGACUCUGGAGUUAACAUGAGCACUAUGGGAUGCGCUUUCCAUUAGUAACCCUGUCUGAUACUCUGUCAACUCCUCUGCCAUCUCUGUUGCUGUCCAGCAGCUACGCUAUAAUCCAGGACUGAGACUGCUGCAGAGAAAUAUGUGCUCAGAAUGAGAACGAUAAGCUCAACCCACCCUGACCCCCCCAACCAUGUGACAACGAUUCAGCUCAGUUUUUUCCGCACCUGUUUUGGCACAAUACACUGACAUAUUCAUGCUUUGACUUUAUAAACUCUACAUUGUAUUUGUGCACAGCUGUGUUGCAGAAAAGGAUUAGAGAGAAGUGGAAUGGGACGGCCCACAUAGCCUACAGAUAAUCCUGGACAUACAUUACAGCUUUCAUCAUUCUAAACAGCUUAUUGUAAUGUCAUUUCAUUAAUGUUGUUCUUUAUAUCCCAGCUGUUGAGUGCAAAAUCACUUACUUGACUUCAUGGUUCAAGCUAUUGGAUGUUGAGAAUGAGAUUCACCUACUGCAUAUGACCUCUAGAUGACGGUAUAGAUCUUUAGACAUAAUACCUUUUUUAUGCAUUAAAUGUCCAUAGACUCUU
Carassius carassius (crucian carp) is the source of this 2192-nucleotide messenger RNA. Its product is annotated as immunoglobulin superfamily member 21-like. The transcript is spliced from 10 exons. The record is from RefSeq and is a predicted model, not a curated record. Gene Ontology annotation, biological process: heterophilic cell-cell adhesion; homophilic cell-cell adhesion. NCBI's taxonomy places the organism in Eukaryota, Metazoa, Chordata, Actinopteri, Cypriniformes, Cyprinidae. The coding region runs from base 206 to 1624 and encodes 472 amino acids. Gene Ontology annotation, cellular component: adherens junction.